Molecule: messenger RNA, 966 nt
Organism: Knipowitschia caucasica
Lineage: Eukaryota; Metazoa; Chordata; Actinopteri; Gobiiformes; Gobiidae
Source: the annotation of a GenBank genome assembly
AUGGAGCCCCCUGCUGGAGGAAUAUGGAGGAGGAUCAAAGAGGACCACCUGCAGGAGGAUCAAAGAGGACCACCUGCAGGAGGAUCAAAGAGGAACACCUGCAGGAGGAUCAGAGAGGAACACCUGCAGGAGGAUCAGAGAGGAACACCUGCAGGAGGAUCAAAGAGGACCACCUGGAUCACAGAGGAACACCUGCAGGAGGAUCAAAGAGGAAAACCUGCAGGAGGAUCAGAGAGGAACACCUGCAGGAGGAUCAAAGAGGAAAACCUGCAGGAGGAUCAGAGAGGAACACCUGCAGGAGGAUCAAAGAGGAAAACCUGCAGGAGGAUCAGAGAGGACCACCUGCAGGAGGAUCAAAGAGGAAAACCUGCAGGAGGAUCAGAGAGGAACACCUGCACGAGGAUCAAAGAGGAACACCUGCAUGAGGAUCAAAGAGGAACACCUGCACGAGGAUCAAAGAGGCACACCUGCACGAGGAUCAAAGAGGAACACCUGCAGGAGGAUCAAAGAGGAACACCUGCACGAGGAUCAAAGACGACCACCUGCAGGAGGAUCAAAGAGGAACACCUGCACGAGGAUCAAAGAGGAACACCUGCACGAGGAUCAAAGAGGCACACCUGCAGGAGGAUCAAAGAGGAACACCUGCAGGAGGAUCAGAGAGGACCACCUGUAGGAGGAUCAAAGAGGAAAACCUGCACGAGGAUCAGAGAGGACCACCUGCAGGAGGAUCAGAGAGGAACACCUGCAGGAGGAUCAGAGAGGACCACCUGCAGGAGGAUCAGAGAGGAACACCUGCAGGAGGAUCAGAGAGGACCACCUGCAGGAGGAUCAAAGAGGAAAACCUGCACGAGGAUCAGAGAGGACCACCUGCAGGAGGAUCAGAGAGGACCACCUGCAGGAGGAUCAAAGAGGACCACCUGCAGGAGGAUCAAAGAGGACCACCUGCAGGAUCAGACCCAGAAAUAG